AUGCAACCUCCCGUCCCUUCCGUACAGCGUAUUCCCUACUCGGCACCGCGGGCCGAUUUCAUCUCAGCCCUGGAGAAGGAUGGCUGUGUAAUCGUCCAAAACUUCACCAAUCCAGAUGUUUUAGCCCAAGCCAAGCGGGAAGUCCAGCCAUUUCUCGAUGCGGAAGAUAAAGGAUCCAAGGUUGGAGCCUUGGAAGGGAGGACCAAGACUUGCACCCGUCUGAUCGGUAGGAGCCCGACGGUGCGGGAGAAAUUCUUCGCCGACCCCUUGUACCAGGACCUGGUGGAACACUUUCUCACCCUGGAGACGCGUUGCUGGUAUGGAAAUGAGCCUUCCGUCAAUGUAUCCAAGCCGCUUCUCUCCAUCGCCAUCACGAUGGAUAUCCAACCUGGGACCCCCGCUCAGCGGCUGCACCGCGACGACAAGAACCACCAUGCCCGCCACGCUCCCGUCGAUACCUACCACCCAAACCGUGACAUGCUCCUUGGUCUCUUUGUCCCAGGAUGCGACACCUACCGUGAAAAUGGCGCAACGAGAGUUGUCCCUGGAAGCCACCUCUGGGGAGACGAACAGCCUGAUUUUGGUCCCGACGGUACCAAAGGUGUCGUGGACGCUUGCCUGAACAUCGGCGAGGCUUUCAUCAUGCUUGGUAGCUUGUAUCAUGGCGGCGGGCAGUACAGUCAAAAAGAUAGCAGCAGAACCAUGCAUAUCAUGUUCUGCUGCUCGGGAGUGUACAGGCAGGAGGAAAUCUCGUUUUUGUCAUAUCCUAUUGAAGACGUGAAGACUUAUCCACAGGUGGUCAAAGACCGUCUGGGCUGGAAGCAGUCGGAACCGAAUCUGGGAUGGGUAGACCUGCAGUCUCCAGAGUACCUUCUCGAAUAG
Messenger RNA from Lasiodiplodia theobromae, 882 nucleotides. RefSeq names its product Phytanoyl-CoA dioxygenase. NCBI's taxonomy places the organism in Eukaryota, Fungi, Ascomycota, Dothideomycetes, Botryosphaeriales, Botryosphaeriaceae. The coding region runs from base 1 to 882 and encodes 293 amino acids. The transcript is spliced from 4 exons. The record is from RefSeq and is a predicted model, not a curated record.